Messenger RNA from Zerene cesonia (dogface butterfly), 1629 nucleotides. RefSeq names its product venom serine carboxypeptidase-like. Gene Ontology annotation, molecular function: serine-type carboxypeptidase activity. NCBI's taxonomy places the organism in Eukaryota, Metazoa, Arthropoda, Insecta, Lepidoptera, Pieridae. The transcript is spliced from 8 exons. The record is from RefSeq and is a predicted model, not a curated record. Bases 1 to 1629 code for a protein of 542 amino acids. Gene Ontology annotation, biological process: proteolysis.
AUGCUUAAAAUUCUAGUUUUAUUCGUCCUAGUUAUAGCGAGCUCCUACUGUAAAGUUAUUUCAAAGGAAGAAUCUAUUCUAGAUAAUGAAAUAAAUGAAGAUACACAAGUUAAGGUACAAUUACCAACAUAUAAACCGCCCGAGAAGGCAGGAAAUCCAGAAAAUACAAACGUCUUGUCGGAUAAUAAUGUAACAAAAUCUCCUGUUUCGAAAUGUGACAAAGUAAAUGAUUUAGAUGGCGAAUUGGAUAAUAUUUCUGAAGAAUGCAACGUUGAAGUUAAUGACGCAGCUCUUAUUUUAACGCCUUUCAUAGAAAAUGGCAAGAUCGAAGAAGCGCGCGAAGCGAGCAAGGUUAAUUCGCAAUUAUUCCUAGGCGUUGAAAGUUAUUCUGGCUUCUUUACAGUGAAUAAGACUUAUGAUUCGAAUAUGUUCUUUUGGUAUUUUCCUGUUGAGAAUAAGCCCGUAAAUGAGACUCCUUGGAUCAUUUGGCUGCAAGGUGGUCCGGGCGUUACGAGCCUCACGGGCUUAUUUGAUGAAAUUGGACCCUUUACAGUGAAUCAUUUAAAAUUACAGCGAAACAGAUAUUCAUGGCUGAAAAACCAUUCCCUGUUAUUUAUUGACAAUCCAGUGGGUGCAGGAUAUAGUUAUACAAACAACUUUCAAGGAUUUUCUCGGGAUAUGGCAGCGUAUUCCAAAAAUCUAUACAGUACCGUGAAGCAAUUUCUCGAAGUCUUCCCAGAGUUGAAGACAGCUCCUCUGUACAUCGCCGGGGAGUCGUACGCCGGGAAGUAUGUGCCCGCUCUCGGCGUCGAGCUGCACAGACACAAAAGCAUUUCCGAAAUCGAUGUCAAUUUGCAAGGUUUCAUAAUAGGCAACGCGUUGAUAGAGCCAGCAAUGAUAAAGAAUGUGAUACUUCCAUUUCUUUACUUUGGACUGUUGAGCAAAGAGCAAAUUGCAUCAAUCGAGCCUUUGGUGAAAGCUUUUCAAGCUGAUAUUUCUGCUAAUAAAAGUGUUGCCGCAAAACAAAAAUGGAUGAGCCUGAUUACCGUAUUACUACUUAUGUCGCAUCAGAAACACGCAUACAAUUUUUUGAAAGACGACAUCGGCGCUGGUGGUUUCGUGAAUUUCCUAAAUAACACCGAAGUCCGGAACGCCAUACACGUUGGAAGCGUCAAGUUUUCCUUCGUCAAUGUUACUGUAAAUACUGAAAUGGGCCCAGAUUUUCUUAGCAGUUCUAAACAGCUGUUUGAAGAAUUAUUGGAGAGUUAUAAGGUGCUUUCCUAUUGUGGUCAAUUAGAUCAACUAUUACCCUGCAUUUUUAGUGCGGAAAGUCAUCGUACAUGGCAAUGGAAAGACAGGAACGAAUUCAUUGAAUCAGAAAGGCGCCCGUAUAUGUUCCGAAAUAGACUAGCUGGAUAUCUCAAAUCGGGUGGUAGAUUGACAGAAGUGGUGAUACGUGGUGCUGGUCAUAUGGUCCCAGUGGAUGCUCCGGCGCCGAUACAACGUUUGGUCACCGACUGGAUCCAAGAUGUACCAAUAACGACACAUAGCUCCUUGAAGGAAGACAUGAUUCUGCGACAAAUCAUCAAAAGCAAUGAUCAUAAUAACACUCAUACAUUAUACUUUUGA